This is a messenger RNA of Didymodactylos carnosus, 714 nucleotides long. The record is from the annotation of a GenBank genome assembly. Lineage: Eukaryota; Metazoa; Rotifera; Eurotatoria; Philodinida; Philodinidae.
AUGACACAACUAUCCUCACUAAGACUGGCUGUGGCAUUCAGCGACCCUCAGCACACGACGGCGCGUUAUGCUUUUGAACAAGCCGCUGCCGUUUGCCUAACGGCAGUGAACAAUACCCUCAUUCAACUUCAUCUUAGAUGGAACCAAAUAUCCGAUAGAGGAGGUGAAGCGCUAGCAGAAGCACUGAAAGUAAACAACACCCUCACUCAACUUGAUCUUAUAUUCAACCGAAUAUCCGAUAGAGGAAGUGAAGCACUAGCAGAAGCACUGAAAGUAAACCGCACCCUCACUCAACUUAAUCUUAUAUUCAACCGAAUAUCCGAUAGAGGAAGUGAAGCACUAGCAGAAGCACUGAAAGUAAACCACACCCUCACUCAACUUAAUCUUAUAUUCAACCAAAUAUCCGCUAUAGGAGGUGAAGCACUAGCUGAAGCACUGAAAGUAAACAACACCCUCACUCUGCUUGAUCUUUCCAACAACCAAAUAUCCGCUAUAGGAGGUGAAGCACUAGCUGAAUCACUGAAAGUAAACAACACCCUCACUCUGCUUGAUCUUUCCAACAACCAAAUAUCCGAUAGAGGAGGUGAAGCGCUAGCAGAAGCACUGAAAGUAAACAACACCCUCACUCAACUUGAUCUUGCACACAAUAAAAUAUCCGCUAUAGGAGGUUUAGCACUAGCAGAAGCACUGAAAGUAAACCGCACCCUCACUUAA